This is a messenger RNA of Aphanomyces astaci, 996 nucleotides long. RefSeq lists its product as hypothetical. The coding region runs from base 212 to 541 and encodes 109 amino acids. Lineage: Eukaryota; Oomycota; Saprolegniomycetes; Saprolegniales; Verrucalvaceae. The transcript has 2 exons. The record is from RefSeq and is a predicted model, not a curated record.
GAAAUAGUGUGGAGACAAAGUUGGCGUGCAGAAUUGAGUUGACGCGGACUUCGGUGCGCGUGCUGCGGUUACCGGAGGCGCGUCUUUGGAUCUUUAGGCACACCGAGAAGCUCGUGAUGCGGUCGUUGUGCCGAAGCAGCAGCUACGAUGGCGUGUCCGGUUAAAGCUCACUUAGCACGUGCUCAAAUACACGAAGAACUGGCCUGCGCCAAUGUACACGAUGCGGCCGCCGAGUAUACGGACGACUCUAUCCGCUGUCGCCUUCGCGACUGUACAACAUCCAAGUCGACAUGUUCGACGGCCGCGUGAACCACGCCGAGUUCUUCCAGCUGAUCCUUCCCCUUGGCAUGCUCAUAGGUUCGUUGGUUACGUUCAACCUUGCCGAUCGCUUGGGACGGGCCGCGAUGCUCGACCUCAGCGCCAUUCCGUACGUCCUGGGUUGGUUGUUUGUGGGCGUGGCGUUUGCAAGUCACGCUCAGAUAUUUCAAACGACAGCUUUUGUGUGUUUGGCUACCAAUCUGACAUAUAUAUAGUCACAUAAUACGUCGAAUUUUUAUUCUUUUUCACAGAACAAAGUUUGAACUGCAACAGUCCAUUUUUUACAAACAUGAUAUUCUAUCGAUAGCUCAAAAUUCCUAUUGAUGACUGAGAAAUGAUCGUUUUGCAGAGAGGCACAAAAGCUGGUCCAUAUUGGUAUUAUACAGGUUGUAGUUGCAUUAUGCACUCUUUGCGUGUUGAUCAAGCAUGCUUAAUAAUUAUAUUGAUUGCUUAAUACAAGUGUAAACUUUAUUUAUUAUAUUACAUAUCUAUUUUAUACUAUGCAUAUACAAUGUAAGGUUAGUGCACAUGGUUGUAUGUCAUGUAAUAUAAGCUCAACGGAUUAGUAAUCCAGAGUGUUAUAUACUAUCACUAUGUAUAUUAUCGCUAUAUUGUAUAAUUAUGGAUUAAUACAAUGUAGUAUACCAGUGUAUAAGUGAAAAUUAGGUGCGUACGGAG